Molecule: messenger RNA, 1765 nt
Organism: Arachis duranensis
Lineage: Eukaryota; Viridiplantae; Streptophyta; Magnoliopsida; Fabales; Fabaceae
Product: GDP-Man:Man(3)GlcNAc(2)-PP-Dol alpha-1,2-mannosyltransferase
Exons: 7
Coding region: 125-1516 (463 amino acids)
Biological process (GO): protein N-linked glycosylation
Cellular component (GO): endoplasmic reticulum membrane
Molecular function (GO): GDP-Man:Man(3)GlcNAc(2)-PP-Dol alpha-1,2-mannosyltransferase activity
Source: RefSeq, a predicted model, not a curated record
GUUUCACUGCAAUUGAAUUCGGAGGGAUCCAAACACCCUGCUACUCUUUCAAUAGCCAACAAAGAAUCGCAGUUCGACUGUGGCUGAUUCUAGUUGUUUUCGGAGUCACACUCACACGACGACGAUGGGAAUAUGGUUCAUCGUCCCUGCGGUGGUGGCUGCAUUCUGUGCGGUCAUUUUGGGACUUCUUCUCCGCGCGGUGGGCGGCAGGAAGAGCAGGAAGAGGGCGGUUGGGUUCUUCCAUCCUUACACCAACGACGGCGGCGGCGGCGAGAGGGUUCUGUGGUGCGCAGUCAGAGCCAUUCAAGAAGAGAUCCCUGACCUUGACUGCCUUGUCUACACCGGGGAUCACGAUGCCACGCCACAGAGCUUGGCGGCUCGUGCCGUCGACCGCUUCGGCGUCACGCUUCUCUCUCCUGUAAAGGUGGUUCAUUUGUACAAGAGAAAGUGGAUUGAAGAAACCACUUAUCCACACUUUACCAUGAUUGGUCAAAGUCUGGGUUCUAUGUAUCUUGCAUGGGAAGCAUUGUGCAAGUUCACUCCUUUAUAUUAUUUUGACACAAGUGGAUAUGCAUUUACAUAUCCACUUGCAAGGUUGUUUGGAUGUAAAGUUAUUUGCUAUACACACUACCCAACUAUCAGUACAGAUAUGCUUUCUCGUGUUAGUCAGCGCCGCCUGAUGUAUAAUAAUGAUGCCUCAAUUGCAAAAAGUGUUUGGCUUUCGCGGUGCAAAUUGAUCUAUUAUACCUUCUUCAGCUGGUUGUAUGGGAUUGUAGGAUCUUAUACACACCUAGCUAUGGUCAAUUCUUCUUGGACCAAAUCACAUAUUGAAAAGCUUUGGGGAGUUUCACCUUGUAUUAAGCGGGUCUACCCUCCGUGUGAUACUUCAGGGCUCCAGGUUCUUCCAUUGAAAAGACCAGCUGAAAUUCCCGUGAUAAUAUCGGUUGCACAAUUUCGACCAGAGAAGGCUCACGGUCUCCAACUUGAGGCUUUUUCAGUUGCUGUUAAGAGAUUAGAUUCUAGCUUGCCUAAACCUAGGCUACAGUUCGUGGGUAGCUGUAGAAAUAAAUCAGAUGAGGAAAGACUUCAAAUGUUGAAAGACAAGGCAAUUGAGCUAAAUGUGAAUGAGCAAGUGAAAUUUCACAAGAAUGUAACAUAUAGAGAUUUGGUGGGACUUCUAGGCGCCGCUGUUGCAGGCAUCCAUUCCAUGACAGACGAGCAUUUUGGUAUUAGUGUUGUGGAAUAUAUGGCUGCUGGUGCCAUCCCAAUUGCUCAUAAUUCUGCUGGACCAAAAAUGGACAUUGUGUUAGAUGAAGAUGGAGAACAAACAGGAUUUCUUGCCUGCACCGUUGAGGAAUAUGCUGAUGCCAUUUUGAGAGUUAUAGGGAUGCCAGAGACAGAGAGACUUACAAUGGCUGCGGCUGCGAGGAGACGAGCGACGAGGUUUUCUGAGCAGAGGUUUUAUGAUGACUUCAAAGAUGCUGUACGCCCUAUACUUUCUCAUAGAUCUAGAUGAUGGUUUGGUCUAUCCACAAGUCAGUGAUUGUAACUAAACGCGAUGAGUUCCUAGACUGUCCUCUGCAGAUUGUUAUAAGAUUACAUGGAACUUUGUUCCAAAAACAGUAAUUUUGUUACAGAACAUUUUGUUUUCAUUGCUCUUUAAAAAGAUGUAACAGUUAUACCCAAGUACAAAUCGGUGGAUGUUUUUUACUUGUACAGUAGACAGUUGAAAGCUGGAUUGUAAUAUAAUUGAUCUUGAAUCAAA